Pecten maximus is the source of this 4363-nucleotide messenger RNA. Its product is annotated as structural maintenance of chromosomes protein 6-like. The record is from RefSeq and is a predicted model, not a curated record. The coding region runs from base 123 to 3437 and encodes 1104 amino acids. Lineage: Eukaryota; Metazoa; Mollusca; Bivalvia; Pectinida; Pectinidae. The transcript has 26 exons. Gene Ontology annotation, cellular component: site of double-strand break; nucleus; Smc5-Smc6 complex. Gene Ontology annotation, molecular function: single-stranded DNA binding; damaged DNA binding; ATP hydrolysis activity. Gene Ontology annotation, biological process: double-strand break repair via homologous recombination.
GUUUAUUUUUAGUCCAACCUUACAAUGUAAACUCAUGAUCUGGCGCCAAACAAACGAGUGUAGUUCGAGCUGACCAGUGGUCCACAAAUGAUGACAGUAACAAGACUCUGAACACUAGUAAAAUGUCAAAACGAAAAGCAAGCAGUGAUGGAGCGGGAGAAAAGAUCCCACGGAAACGACAUAUUGUUGAAUCUGAUGAUGAUGAAAUGGAUCAGAGCCAAGAUAUGGACCUUACCUGCCGAGCUGACAUUGAAAAAUCCACGGGAGAAGCAGAUAUUGGUAUUGUGGAAAAGAUUAACUUACGGAACUUUAUGUGCCACCAGCGUUUAGAUAUUAGUCUAGGACCACAUGUCAAUUUCAUCAUGGGCCGAAAUGGAAGUGGCAAGAGUGCAAUUAUAACGGCUUUGGUGGUAGGACUUGGUGGGAAAGCAAAUGUCACAAGCAGAGGAAACACUAUCAAGAGCUUCAUUAAAACUGGGAAACAAACAGCAGAGGUUAUGAUUAAAUUGAGGAACCGUGGUCCAGAUGCUUACAAACCGGAAGAGUAUGGCAAUUCAAUCAUAGUGGAACGCAAGUUUGCCAAGGAUGGUGGAAGUCAUUACAGAUUAAAGUCUGAAGACGGUCGACUGAUUUCUCAGAAGCGUGAAGAUUUGACCUACAUUCUUGACCAAUUCAACAUUCAAGUUGACAAUCCAGUAUCGAUCCUCAACCAAGAGACAAGUAAAAACUUCCUCAACUCCAAGAGUCCACAUGAUAAAUACAAGUUUUUCCUUAAGGCCACUCAGCUAGAACAAAUGAAGAUUGACUACUCCAUGGCCAAUGAACAGAAGGAAAUUACCCGGGAUAUCAUAGAAAAGAAAGAACAGUCACUGCCAAUACUGGAAAGGGAAGUUCUUGAAUGGGAACGAAAAUACAAAUCACUGACAGCGAUCAAAGAACUACAGAACAAGAUCAAAGAUCUCAAGGACAGUAUGGCAUGGGCAUUUGUAAUGGAGAAAGAGAGAAACCUCCAACCCCUGACAAAAGAGCUUCAGCAGGAGGAGAGCAGGCUGCCCAAAUUUAAACAGAAAGUGGUUGAGGCCAAGUCUAAAGUUGAUGAGUGCGUCCAGAGACAGAAGGACAUACAAGAGCAGCUGAAGCGGAUGGGUGACCAAGUGCAGGACCUCCAACCAGCAUAUACUGCUGCCAAAGAAGAGGUCUCUGAAAAAAAGAAAGUGGCGAGGAAUACACAGAAUGACCUGAGGAAAGUUGAGAGCUAUUUAAGGAAGGUACAGAAAGACAGACAUCUCCUCCAGGAAAGGAUCAAAGAGAUACAGAAAAGUGCUCAGCGUGAUUAUGAGGCUGAGAGAAAGAUGAGGGAGACAAAUAUAAAACAUAAAGAAGAUGAAGUGGAUGCUUUGAAAGCACAACAAGCUACAACAGAACACCAGCAAGCACAGUACCGUCAAGCCAUCUCCCAAGCUAAACAGCGUGAAUACACACACAAUGCCGAGCAGCAGAAUGUAGAAACAAGAGUGAGACAGGUCAAGAAGGACUUGCAGAAUCUUAGUGAAGCCAAGAAGGACAACAUUCGCAGAUUUGGGCCCUACAUGCCAACACUACUACAGCACAUAGAGGAACGAUGCCGUCGUCAUCAAUUCCAUCGUCGACCAGUGGGGCCAAUAGGCUCCUGUUUCAAGUUGAUGGACAUGGAGUGGGCAUUUGCUGUGGAACGGUGCCUUGGAAAUCUGAUACAUGCAUUUUGUUGUCAUGACCACCACGAUGAAGCAAUUUUGGAAAAGAUAUUUGAUGAUGUUUGUCCUGAGAGACAAAGGCCAUCCAUUAUUGUUUCUGCAUUCAAGGACAGAAAGCAUGAUGUCAAUAAAGGACGUGUGAACGGAACCAACUACAAGGCUGUAGUGGAUGUGCUGGAAAUGAAUGAUCCUGUCACUUAUAACUGUCUUAUAGACCAGAGAGGAGUGGAAUGCAUCCUCCUUAUCAAAGACAACAGGAUUGCUCGUGAUGUCAUGGAUCCUGAUAAAAGGCCAGGGCCACCAAAAAAUUGCAGAGAGGCAUUUACUGCAGACGGAGACCAGUUGUACUGUCACCCAUCCCUCAGGUACUACUCCUCGAGGGGAGGGCGCGCCCGCUUCCUCUCCAUUAAUGUGGAGGAGGAAAUCUCCAGAAACAAAGAGGAGCUGCAGUCUCUAGCCAUAGAGAUAACAACUAUAGAACGGCAGCGAGACAGAUUUAACGAAGAAAUACGUACCAACAAAAUAGAGAACAACAAGACAGAAACUCAGCUGACAAAGAUUGGCCAAAAAAUCAGAUUACUCACCGAUGAAAUCCAAGAUCUGAAAAGUAUUGAGGACCCAGAGCCUGUUGACGUUGAAACUCUGGAAGAAGAAGUACAGACCAUGAACGACCAGAUUCAGAUCCAUGAGGAACAGCGACAGGCAAAGAAUGAAGAGCAUGACAAGGCCAAGCAGGAACUAAACCUUGCUGAAAAAAAGUUCAAGGAAGUGGAACACCAGAUGCGGUCUAUGGCAGAAGGGGCAGACCCUCUAAAGGAUGACUUAGGACAUGCCCAGAAUGAAAUUGAGCAGGCAAAAUCUCACAAAAAGCAUUAUGAGCAAAAGCUGAAGGAACAAGAACAUAAAAUUGCAGACCAAAAGAAAAAAGUUGAGAUACUGCAGAAGGAUAUUGAGAAUGACACAACCAAAGCAGAGCAGAUAUGCCCUCGGAAGGUCAAUAUGCGGAGGACUGUGCAGAACCUGGAGAGUGAAAUCAAUCAUAUCACCAAACGCAUAAAAAUGGAGGAGAAGAGCCAUGGAAACCCCAAUGAGAUUACUAAAACAUACUACGAAAAGAAGGGCUCAUACAAAAAGAUCCGGGAUGAGGUCAAACAAUUCAAAAGGUUUAUGGAUCACUUAGAGAAAGUCAUGGUCCAGCGACAGCAGCAGUACUCUGAGUUCAGACGAUCAAUCGCCUUGAGGGCCAAAUAUUUUUUCAUUAUACUUCUCAGUAAUAGGAAGUAUACUGGAAAAAUGACCUUCAACCACCCUAGGGAGACAUUGGACAUUUCAGUACAGCCCAACACAUCUAAUGGAGAUGGAGCAAAGGACAUGAGGUCUCUGUCUGGUGGAGAGCGAUCAUUCUCCACAGUUUGUUUUAUCCUGGCCCUCUGGGAUGCCAUGGAGUCACCUUUUCGAUGUCUGGAUGAGUUUGAUGUCUUCAUGGACAUGGUGAACCGGCGUAUUUCCAUGGAUCUAAUGCUGAAUGUAGCCAAACAACAGCUUCACCGACAGUUCAUAUUCCUGACUCCACAAAAUAUGGGCGAGUUGGGAAUCAAGGUGAAAGGGUUAAAUGUCUUCCGUAUGCCUGACCCAGACCGAGGACAGGAUGUGCUGCCAUUUGAGCCAUUGUCUAGACAACGGGAGGAGGAUGAGGAAGAUUAAUUGACAACUAAGGAAAGACAAUUCAUCCAUAAUAAAGCAAGGAUAAGGAUGCUUAUUUUACCAAUCUAUGUUGAAAUGGGACAUCACAAAACUACAGGAAAUUGUCAGGAAUAAUUGAAGUAGGUUUAGUUUGGCUUCAAUCUUUCCUGGCAUGGAACACACCACUUUGUAUAUGGAAUUAACUUUUAUCUAUUGUGACAUGGAGAGUCUAGUGCUAACAAAACAAGACAAGUUUACCAUUUAUUUAUUUUUUUAUAUUUGAAUCAGUGGUAUGAAAACAAGAAAUAAUCAUUCAGGUGUUAAAGGGAGUAUUUUAUAAAUGAUCUGUUUAUCCAAAAUUAGUAUUUUAAUAUUACAUUGAUGUAGUAAUCUUCAUGGGAGGGGGGGGGGGGGGGGGGGGGGGGGGAGGAAUCUGUGUUUUCUUUCUACGUUUGUGGUUCACUUGGAGGUUGUCUAUUUGAAGAGGGAUUUCUUUCUAGUCAUGUUUUUUUUUUAUUAUCAAUAGACUUUAAAAUAUUUAUUUUAUGAAGGCACAGUAAAACCUUCACUCAUAAAGUUUGAUUUUCUUUCUCCGGAUUCAGAUAUGUAGUGAAAGUUUUGAUUCAUGUUUUAUUCAUAUUUCUGUUAUGUAUUUGGACAGAGGGGGUAUAUGAUAUUCAUAUGAAUAUCAAAACGCCUUGCAAAAUGGAAACAAUGUAGAUUUUGAUGUUGUAAAGAUAUUUUAAACUUUAUUUUCAUUUAAAAUCAAAUUUCAUUAGUAAAUACUCUACCGCUAGAACCUGCUAUUAUAUAUAAUUUUAAUUUUUAUACUUUUGAAAACAUCAAGAAAUAUACCUGAUCAAGCCACAUUGGUAUGUUAAAAUAGUAAAUAACUAGACAUUAUUGUUAUUUGUUGAAUUUUCAAUAAAAUUACUAAAGAUGAUUUA